Penicillium daleae is the source of this 807-nucleotide messenger RNA. Its product is annotated as putative fructosamine-3-kinase. The coding region runs from base 1 to 807 and encodes 268 amino acids. The transcript has a single exon. The record is from RefSeq and is a predicted model, not a curated record. NCBI's taxonomy places the organism in Eukaryota, Fungi, Ascomycota, Eurotiomycetes, Eurotiales, Aspergillaceae.
AUGUCACCAGUCCCAAGAUCAAUCCUCCAAGCCCUCAACCUCCCAACCGACCCCGCAUACUGUACCCUCGACUCAUCCAGUCUAGGCUCCGGCUUCACAAGCACCAGCACCCUCCACGCCAAAAUCCCCAACUCAAACGGCACACCCUCAGAACGCAAAUACUUCAUCAAAACUUCCAAAGACGGCACCGCAGCACAAGAAAUGUUCCACGGCGAAUACGAAUCUCUCAACGCCAUCGCGCGCGCAGUGCCCGGUUUCUGUCCCCGCGCACUAGCCUGGGGUUCCCUCGACGAGAAGAAUGCUUACUUCCUCGCGACGGAGUUUCUCGACCUGAGCGGCGCCAUGGGUCGGGAUUCCGGGGAUGAAACUGACCCGUCCAGUUUGGCGUAUAGAUUGGGGAAAUUACAUUCGACGCCUACACCGGCUGAUCCUGAGAGUGGUCGGCGGAGAUAUGGGUUCCCCGUGCCGACGUUUUGUGGUGACACGAGGCAAGCGAAUAAAUUUUACGAUAGUUGGGCCGAGUUCUACGCGAAUGAGAGGCUUUUGAGUAUUCUUGCGUCGUCGGAAAGACGGAAUGGUCGUGAUGCGGGGCUACGGGAUCUCGUUGAGAAGACUGCGAACAUUGUCGUGCCGCGUUUACUUGCGGAUGAUCAUCUGGGGUAUAAUACCCAGGGUGAAGGGGAGGGUAUUCAGCCUGUUGUUGUGCAUGGGGAUUUGUGGAGUGGGAAUGUUGAUCGAGGGAGGAUUGUUGGGGAUAGUUCCGGGGAGGGGGGAGGGGGAGGAGUUGGUGGGAGAUCUCGUUUAUGA